Symbiodinium sp. CCMP2456 is the source of this 274-nucleotide messenger RNA. Lineage: Eukaryota; Dinophyceae; Suessiales; Symbiodiniaceae. The record is from the annotation of a GenBank genome assembly.
GUACUUGCGACAGACGGUCGAGAAGUCCGUUCUUCGACCGGCGCUGCUUUCCGGUCUCCUCUACGGCCUUGCUGUUCUAUGCUUCUUGUACAGCAUGACUGUGUUACCCUUUGCCAUUGGCUAUGCGCUUGGCUGCGGAGGUGCUUUAGCUGUUAGCUUGCUUUGGGGCGUGCUGGCCUUCGGCGAGGCGGCCAGCACGCACAACCGCCAGUGCAUCCUGUGCUCCUUCUGCGGGGUCUUCACGGGAAUCGUCCUUUUGGGCGUUGCCGCCUAG